CCAGUGCAGGUGCAGCCGGGCCGGGCGCAGCGGCAGCGAUGGGGCCGGCGCGGUGGGGCUGGGGCCGGGCGAUGCUGGCGGCGCUGGGGCUGCUCUGGGCAGCCGGGCGAGCCCUGGCGCAGGAGGUGCAGACGGAGAACAUGACAGUGGUGGAGGGUGGCGUGGCCGAGAUCAACUGCCGGCUGCACCGAUAUGAUGGCUCCAUCGUGGUGAUCCAGAACCCGGCCCGGCAGACGCUCUUCUUCAACGGCACGCGUGCGCUGAAGGAUGAGCGGUUCCAGCUGGUGGAGUUCACCCAGAGGCAGGUGCGGAUCCUGCUCUCCGACGUCCGGCUGGAGGACGAGGGCGGCUACUUCUGCCAGCUCUACACCGACGACACGCACCACCAGAUCGCCUCGCUCACCGUGCUGGUGGCCCCCGAGAACCCGACGGUGGAGGUGAAGGAGCAGGCGGUGGAGGGCGGGGAGGUUGAGCUGACGUGCGUCGUGCCCCGGUCGCGCCCCGCGGCCACCCUGCGCUGGUACCGGGACCGGCGGGAGCUGCGAGGGCUCAGCAGCCGGGAGCAGCUGGGGAAGGUUUUCCAGGUCAGCACAUCGGUGAGGCUGCGGGUCGAGCGCCGGGACCACGGCACCAUCGUGACGUGCGAGGCCACGCACCCCGCCCUGCGCGGGCAGCGGAAGCAGACGCAGUACGUGCUAGACGUGCAGUACUCGCCCACGGCGCGGAUCCAGCCCAGCCAGGCUGUGCUGCGUGAGGGUGACACCCUGCUCCUCACCUGCGUUGUCAACGGCAACCCGCUCCCCACUGAGAUCACGUGGAGCCGGGCGAACGACUCGCUGCCUGAGCGGGCGCAGAUCGAGGGCGCGGAGCUGACGCUGCCGGUGCUGAGCCCGGGCGACAACGGCACCUACGCCUGCCACGCGGCCAACAAACACGGGCGCGCCUCCGACCAGUAUGUGCUGGUGGUGUACGACCCCGGGGCCAUUGUGGAGGCCCAGACCUCGGUGCCCUACGCCAUUGUGGGCGGCAUCCUUGCCCUGCUGGUCUUCAGCAUCAUCUGCGUCCUGAUUGGCAUGGUGUGGUGCUCCAUCCGGCAGAAAGGUUCGUACCUGACGCACGAGGCCAGCGGGCUGGACGAGCACGGGGAGGCGCGGGAGGCGUUUCUCAACGGCGGGGACGGCCACAAGCGCAAGGAGGAAUUCUUCAUCUGAGCCGAGGGCGGAGCCGGGGGCGGAGCCAGGGGAGAGUUUGGACCAGCCCAUCGAGCAGCGGCCCAACCACGGGAUUGGGGGGGUGGGGGGGCUGGUUUAAUUUUUGAAACCAAGGCCUAUGUGCCAGCAGCGUGGGGUUCAAGCCCCACCCCUGGACUGUGAGGC
Messenger RNA from Gopherus flavomarginatus (Mexican gopher tortoise), 1376 nucleotides. RefSeq names its product cell adhesion molecule 4 (gene CADM4). NCBI's taxonomy places the organism in Eukaryota, Metazoa, Chordata, Testudines, Testudinidae. Bases 39 to 1211 code for a protein of 390 amino acids. The record is from RefSeq and is a predicted model, not a curated record. Gene Ontology annotation, molecular function: vascular endothelial growth factor receptor 2 binding. Gene Ontology annotation, biological process: regulation of Rac protein signal transduction; regulation of wound healing; negative regulation of peptidyl-tyrosine phosphorylation. The transcript has 9 exons. Gene Ontology annotation, cellular component: cell-cell contact zone.